UUGCCAGGCACAGCCUCCCGCCGCCCGCCGCCGCCGCCCCCCGGUCUUUUGAUUUGUAAGCACCGCGAACGUGCGCUGUGCACGAGUAUGAGAGGCUGCGCUGAUUAGCUAACGCGUACAAGCAGUUAAAGCGAGCGAGAUACGACAGAGAAGAGGGGUAUUUCAUUAGGAUUUUUUAAGGGAAGACGACAGGACAGGACGGGAUUGACCAGCGUUUAGUUGCUGAGAAGAAUGGGAUGUAAGUGAAAAUGCCCAGCAGCUGAAAGGAAUUUUUUAACCGUUUUAAUUCGAAAUCUGUUGGGGUUUUACAUAGGACUUGUUCUUGGGUACUGUCUGUAUUUGUAAGGAGGCAAGCGCGCGCCUCCAACACCCGAAAAGAGCUGCUCGCGGGAGCGCGCAUGAGUGGAUAUACGCAGCUGAGGGGAGUUGUAAUGUCUUGAAGCAGUUUCCUGGUGCCCUUUCGAAGGAUGUGCUGCGAUUGCUGAUGGGAACUGCUGCUCCAAUAUGAAUGUGCGUGAUGUUGGGGGGAGACGACGCUUUGAGGACUCAGAGUUCACGCUGCGGAUCUACCCCGGGACCAUAGCCGAGGGCACCAUCUACUGCCCCGUGUCGGCCCGCAAGAGCACUACGGCCGCAGAAGUCAUAGACCACCUCAUAAAUAAACUCCAACUGGACAAGACAAAAUGCUACGUGCUGGCGGAGGUCAAGGAGUUCGGAGGGGAGGAAUGGAUCCUCAACCCCACGGACUGCCCGGUCCAGCGUAUGAUGCUGUGGCCCCGGAUGGCACUGGAGAACCGCUUCAGCGGGGAAGACUACCGGUUCCUGCUGCGCGAGAAGAACCUGGACGGUUCCAUCCAUUAUGGCAACCUGCAGAUGUGGCUGCGAGUCACAGAGGAACGGCGGAGGAUGGUGGAGAGGGGCUUCCUCCCUCAACCCCAGCAGAAGGACUACGACGAUCUCUGCAACCUUCCUGACCUCAACGAGAAGACCCUCCUGGACAACCUGCGCAGCCGCUUCAAGCAGGAAAAGAUCUACACCUAUGUGGGCAGCAUCCUCAUUGUCAUCAACCCCUUCAAGUUCCUACCCAUCUACAACCCCAAGUAUGUCAAGAUGUACGACAACCAUCAGCUGGGUAAGCUGGAGCCCCACAUCUACGCCGUGGCUGAUGUGGCCUACCACGCCAUGCUGCAGCAAAGGAAUAACCAGUGCAUCGUUAUCUCUGGGGAGAGUGGCUCCGGCAAGACGCAGAGCACCAACUUCCUCAUACACCACCUCACCGCCUUGAGCCAGAAGGGAUUCGCCAGUGGGGUGGAGCAGAUCAUUCUAGGGGCCGGGCCUGUCCUGGAGGCAUUUGGAAAUGCAAAGACGGCUCACAAUAAUAACUCCAGCAGGUUUGGGAAGUUCAUUCAAGUGAAUUACCAUGAGACGGGCACAGUCAGGGGAGCUUACGUAGAGAAAUAUUUGCUGGAAAAAUCUAGACUGGUCUAUCAGGAGCACAAUGAACGGAACUACCAUGUUUUUUACUACCUGCUGGCAGGAGCAAGUGAAGAGGAGAGGACGGCGUUCCAUCUUAAACAGCCUGAGGAGUACCAUUAUCUCAAUCAGAUGACAAAGAAACCCCUUCGACUGCACUGGGAAAAUUACUAUGAAACAGAGCUGCAGGACUGUUUCACGGUGGAGGGGGAGGAUCUGAAACACGACUUUGAGCGAUUGCAGCUGGCCAUGGAGAUGGUGGGGUUCCUGCCUGCAACUCGUAAACAGAUCUUCUCCUUGUUGUCUGCAAUCCUACAUUUAGGGAAUAUCCGUUACAAGAAGAAAACCUAUCGGGAUGACUCCAUUGAUAUCUGUAAUCCUGAGGCACUGCCAGUCGUGUCGAAGUUGCUAGAGGUGAAGGAAGAGAUGUUGUUUGACGCUCUCACUACCAGGAAGACGGUGACAGUGGGAGAGAGGCUCAUCGUGCCUUAUAGACUUUCUGAGGCUGUGACAGUACGGGACUCCAUGGCAAAGUCCCUGUACAGUGCGCUGUUUGACUGGAUUGUGUUCAGAAUCAACCAUGCGCUUCUCAAUACUCGGGACCUGGAGGAGAGUACAAAGAUCCUGUCGAUCGGAGUUCUUGACAUCUUUGGAUUUGAAGACUACGAGAACAACAGUUUUGAACAGUUUUGCAUUAACUUUGCCAACGAGCGCCUACAGCACUACUUUAACCAGCACAUCUUCAAUCUAGAGCAGGAAGAAUACCGAUCUGAAGGUAUCAGCUGGCACAAUAUUGACUACAUUGACAACACUGGCUGCAUCAACCUCAUCAGUAAGAAGCCAACUGCAUUGUUCCACCUGCUGGACGAAGAGUGCAAUUUCCCACAAGCUUCGAACCAGACCCUCUUGGACAAGUUCAAGCGGCAGCAUGAGGGAAACAGUUACAUCGAGUUCCCUGCUGUUAUGGAGCCAGCUUUUAUCAUCAGGCACUACGCCGGCAAGGUCAAAUACGGAGUGAAGGAUUUCAGGGAGAAGAACACAGAUCACAUGAGGCCUGACAUCAUUGCCCUUCUGAAGAGCAGCAAGAACUCCUUCAUCUGUGGCCUGAUGGGGAUUGACCCUGUGGCUACCUUCCGCUGGGCCGUGCUGCGCUCCUAUUUCAGAGCAGUGGUGGGCUUCAGGGAGGCGGGCAAGCGAUACGUUCAGAAGAAAACGGGGCAUGAUGAUGCAGUUCCAUGUGCGGUUUUGAAAAGUGUGGAUAGUUUUAGCUUUCUGCAUCACCCAGUCCAUCAGAGAAGCUUAGAGAUUCUGCAGAGAUGCAAGGAGGAGAAGUACAGUAUAACACGGAAAAGUCCCAGAACACCUCUGUCAGACUUGCAGGGUGCUAAUACCAUCAAUGAGAAGACACAGCGGGACUCCUUGAGCCUGGGCUGGAACGGGCGCAGUGUUAGACAGGGCAGGCUCUCCUCCUCCGGGUCCUUGCUUGAAGAGGACGGCAUCUUCAUGAACUCCACUAGCAGCAAGCUGCUGGAAAGGGCGCACGGUAUCCUCAUGCGGAACAAACACUUCAAGUUAAAGCCAAGCCUACCAAAGCACUUGCUGGAUGUGAAAUCCCUGAAGUAUCUCACAAGCCUGACACUCCAAGACCGCAUCACUAAAUCUCUGCUCCACCUGCACAAGAAGAAGAAAACGCCCAGUAUAAGCGCUCAGUUUCAGGCUUCCCUUAACAAGUUGAUGGAAACGCUGGGACAAGCCGAGCCCUACUUUGUCAAGUGCAUUCGCUCGAACGCAGAAAAGCUCCCCCUGCGUUUCAGCGACACCUUGGUGCUGAGACAGCUGCGUUACACAGGCAUGCUGGAGACUGUCAGGAUACGACAGUCAGGGUACAGCAUCAAGUACACCUUUCAGGAUUUUGUUGACCAUUUCCAUGUCCUGUUACCUGAUGGCACUGGCGCUUCUCAACACAGCAUUCGAGAAUACCUGAGCCAGGUGGACGUCAACCCAGACAGCUUCCAAGUGGGGAACACCAUGGUGUUCAUGAGGGAGGUGGAGAGGCAGAGGCUGCAGGACCUGCUACACCAGGAGGUGCUGAGACGCAUCAUCAUCCUGCAGCGCUGGUUCAGAACACUGCUGGAGAGGAAUCACUUUCUCGGCAUGAAGCAGGCUGCUACUGCUAUACAGCGAUGGUGGCGGAGCUACAGAAUGAAGCAGACAAGAGCAGAAGCCGACGCCGACCCCGCCCUCCUCCACGGAGCUGCCACCAGUAUCCAGUCCUCGUGGCGAGGAUACAGGGAGCGGAGGAGGUUCCUGCAGAUGCGGGGAGCUGCCUUCAUCAUACAGAGGAGCUGGCGGGGGUACUGCUACCAGAGAGGGGAGGCUGCAGUCUGCAUUCAGGCAGCUUGGCGCAGGUUUAGAGACCUGAAAGAGAAGAAAAUGACAGAAAGGCAGCUGGAAAAUGGACAGAGGAGUCCAACUGAGGAGGAGGAAGAGACAUUUGGGAACAAGGACAUCCCGGAGAUUAUGGGAGUGGAUGCCACCAACUGGGAAGACCGCUCCUAUAAAGAUCGAGAAACCUUUCUGCGCAGACUGAGCUCAACGCAGGAAUGUAACCAAGAAGAAACGUCGAGAGACUCUCGCUCAGAAUCUCUGGACAGGACAGUAGAUGAUGAUAAAGGUGGUCAGGGUUACACAGGGGUUCUGCAGGAAGUGGUGGUUAGAGAGAGGCCAAAAUCUCUGGAUGACCCCAAGCAGAAGAAAGUGGUCCGGGCAAAAAGAGAGAGUCGUAGAAUGAGGGAGCUGGAGCAGGCCCAGUUCAGCCUGGAGUUGCUGAAGGUCAGGUCUACUGGUGGGGUGUCUCCAUCUGAGGAGAGAAGGUGGUCCACCGAACUAAUCUCCCCGCAAGGCACUCCAGAUAGCGAAAGCUCACGGGGCAGCUUUGAGCUUUUGAGCAUUGAUGACUAUCCAAAAGUCAAGCCUGCUUCUGCAGAAUCGGAAGAGACUGGCUCUCUGUCCGGGUUGCUAGAAAAUCAUGAUAUUUUAUCCAGCAGCCCUGCAUUGCCUGAUAGUCUUCCGACAGAGUCCGUGAUACUGGAUUCUGAGCCUCUGUCCACCAGUCCCUCCUGUUUGACCCCAAUCCCUAAGAUCGAGAACAGCCUGCCCAUUUUCUACAUUCCUCAUUCCAAGAACUCCACUGUUGCCCACAGGACCAGCGAGGAUUCUGCUGCAGCUGGCAAGCCAGCUAAAGAACGGAGAGAGUCAGUCCGGAAGCCAGUGGUGGUUGUGAUCAGUAUGAAGAAAGACACAGUGCUGGAUGACGAAAGUCUAGUACAACAACCUCCCCAGAUGCGGGACAGUGAGUCUCAAACAAUAGAACUCCCUACAAUGUCCAGGGAAGCAUGUAGCAGCAGCAGCGUCCCGGGAGGGGUUAACUCAGCCGUCCUUGAGAAACUGGAGAAGCUGAAUGUGGAGAAGGCUGAACGACAGAAACAGCAGCAGCAGCAGAACGAGAAGGACAUGAUGGACCAGAUCCGGCAGCAGAAAGAGAUCCUGGGGAAUCAGCGCAAGGUCUUCGAGCAGAAUGAGAGGGACAUGUUCGAGAAGCAGCGCGGAGAGGCCCUGCAGAAAAUCGAGCAGAGCCGACGGAGUGGGCCGCCACAGCCCGUAGCUACGAGCUCCAAGUCUGUGGAAAGACCGCAGUCCCUCCUAAUCACCCAGGGGCCGUGGGAGCCCGGCGCACCCCAGGGUGUGUCUCCGUCCGCAAUGGACAUCCAGAUCAUCCCAACAACAGACACUGGAGAUAAAGAGUCCUUCCACCCACUGGCUAAAGAGCGUCCAAUCAGCAUGUUUCUGGACCGCAGGGAUGGGCUGAGUAGAGCUCCACAGGACCUUGAAAAGAUGGACGGAUGGACCCCCAAACUGCAUUUGGAGACGCGGGAUGGUGCUGCCAGGAACGAGCGUAUUGGGCAAGCCAAAGUUCAAAGUCCGAGCAUAGACAGCACAGCAAUUGACAGGCCCACACCGAUAUUCUUCUUGCCAAAGGACAAUAGGGUUGCAUUCACCAAGUUUGAAAAGGAGUCUGCCAAUCAGGAGAAGUCUUCUGUCCGUCGGAAAGAGGGGCCUGCAAGUAUGAAGCUUGUAAAAGUCCCUGGACAGAAGGGGCGCGAGGUUGCGAGACCAGCCCAUAAAAAGAAAGCCCGCAUGGCGCGGACACGCUCCGAUUUCCUGACCCGAGGUACAAACCCAGAGGGGGAGGGGGAAUCGGAGGAGGAUGAGUACGAUGACACCCCCAUCUCGCCCCCUCUCUCCCCCAGCCGGCCCUGCCCCCGGCCGGAGCCCCUGGUUCGCAGUGGGCAGGCUUGUCACAGUGACUCAGAAAUGCCAGCCUCACAGACUGAAGACCAGAAUAUGAUGCAUAAAACUAUGUCCUCUGGGGAUCUUGGCAAGAUGGACAGCAUGAGGAAGAACGCCAACACCGAUGGAAGAGUGAGAGGGAAGAUGCGGUUCUGGGGCAAGACGAAGCAGGGUGAUAAGAAGCUGUCGAGAGAGAAGCUGGCCUCCCAGGUGGAGCAGCACGAGCUGCAGAGGGAGCACGAGGGCCUGGACAUGGGGCUGCACAUGGGUGACGGUCCGGAGCGGCAAAUGACGCCCCCGCGCAGCCCAGACCUGGCCAUGGAGCGAGGGAAGGAGUUCAAGGAGAACAAGGAGCCCUCGCCCAAGGUGAAGCGCCGGAAGAGCGUCAAGAUCAGCAGCAUGGCUCUGGAGCAGGCCCAGUGGCAGAACGACUCCUUACAGAUCCUCACCAGCGCCAACGACUACAAGUGUAUGAACGAGUUCCUGCAGAAGAAGAUCACUGACCUUGACACAGAAGACAGUAAGAAGGACACCCUGGUGGAUGUUGUCUUUAAAAAGGCUCUCAAAGAGUUCCGCCUCAAUAUCUUCAACUCCUACUCCACAGCUCUUGCGAUGGAUGAUGGGAAGAGUAUCCGGUACAAGGACCUGUACGCCCUGUUUGAGCAGAUCCUGGAGAAGACGAUGAGGCAGGAGCAGAGAGACUGGAGCGAGUCUCCCGUCAAGGUCUGGGUGAACACCUUCAAGGUGUUUCUGGACGAGUUUAUGACUGAAUACAAGACCCUGGACAGCACAGUAGGAAAGGCACCAAAACCAGAACGCAAGAAGAGAAGGAAAAAAGACUCAGACAUUGUGGAGGAGCACAAUGGUCACAUCUUCAAGUCCACCCAGUAUAGCAUCCCCACCUAUUGCGAGUACUGCUCUUCCCUCAUAUGGAUGAUGGACAAAGCUUGCGUCUGCAAGUUGUGCAGGUUUGCCUGUCAUAGAAAGUGCUGUUUGAAAACGACAACAAGGUGCAGUGUAAAGUUCGACACCGAGCUGUCCUCCAGGCAGUUUGGGGUGGAGGUCUCCCGUUUGACCAAUGACGAGCGGACGGUGCCCUUGGUGGUGGAGAAACUCAUCAACUAUAUCGAGAUGCAUGGGCUGUACACAGAGGGCAUCUACAGGAAAUCAGGGUCCACCAACAAGAUCAAGGAACUCAAGCUGGGACUGGACACAGAUGUUAACAGCAUGAAUCUGGACGACUACAACAUCCACGUCAUCGCCAGUGUGUUCAAACAGUGGCUGAGGGACUUGCCAAAUCCGGUCAUGACCUUUGAGCUUUAUGAAGAGUUCCUUCGAGCAAUGGGGCUGCAAGAAAAGAAGGAGAUUAUUCGAGGGGUGUACUCUGUGAUCGAUCAGCUCCCCCGAACUCAUCUCAACACACUGGAGCGCCUCAUCUUCCAUCUUGUGAGAAUCGCGAUGCAGGAGGACACCAAUCGGAUGUCUUCCAAUGCGCUCGCCAUCGUGUUUGCUCCUUGCAUCCUUCGCUGUCCCGACACCAUUGAUCCUCUGCAGAGCGUUCAGGACAUUGGAAAGACAACUGCGAGCAACUCCCUGUCAUUGCAACUGAUAUGUGUUGAACAGAUGAACAAGUACAUAGCCAGACUAAAGGACAUCAACAGCUUGGAAUAUGCAGAGAACAAGGCCAAGAGCAGGCUGACUCUUGUACGGCGGUCAAUGAAACCUGUACUAAUUGCUGUUAGAUUUAUGAGCAUAACCCGCAGUGCGAUCCCGCCAAACAACACUAGAAAGGGCAAGGGCCGGCUCCGCAGGUCCAGUUAUCACACCCCCUCAUCCCCGGUGGGGACCCGGCUGCCCUCGGUGUCAGACGUGCCAGACGAGCGCGCUAGUGAGGAAGCCGGUGUGGAGGUGGAGCUCUCGGAGCAGCAGCAGGUGGCCAUGCAGCAGGAAGAGCGAGUCCUGACCGAGCAGAUUGAGAGCCUGCAGAAAGAGAAGGAAGAGCUGACGUUUGAGAUGCUGGCUCUAGAGCCCCGUGCCUCUGAUGAUGAGACGCUGGAGUCAGAGGCCUCGAUCGGGACAGCAGACAGCUCGGAGAACCUCAACGUGGAUUCGGAGGGAGCUGCGUCAGACAUGUCAGAGAGAAGCUCAGUGUGGGCCGCUUCCCGGCACAAGCAGCCUGAAUUCUGUGGGAAGACGCGCAGGCAGUUGCGGAAGCAGACUGACUCGGUGGACUCCAUGGACUCAACCUCCACAGUCUCCUCCGUCUCCUCCGCCUCCCACCUGCACCAGGGAACAGGCCAUCGCUUCCGCUUCCGAUCCAAAUCCCCGUCGACUGCCUUCUACCGAGCCAGCCCUCCCAGAGACACGACAGAGCCGCGGCCAGAACAGGGUGCGGAUGAGCGGCCUCAGUUCACCAGCCGGGGGACCUUCAGCCCCGAGAAGGGAAAGCAGAAGCUGAAGACCAUUAAAAACUCCCCCCAGAAGCCCCGGGAACCCCCCGACUCAGGAGGAGGGAGGAAGAGGAACCCCGAACCAGACUUCGGCUCCUCACAGCAGCUGGUGGUGUACGGGAGCAAUGAGUUCAUGGUGUGAGGCCACAGGACAGUGGAGGGAGCUGAUAUUCGUAACUUCAGCGCGGUGCCACCUCUUAUCCUUUCGCACACUGCUUACUCGUCCAAAUCAGCAGCGUGCAAAAUCAUCCAUCUUACCUGCAGCCCAAGAGUGCUAUUCACAGUUAAGUAGGAUGUUGAAGGGGAGAGAAUGGGGUGGACAUGUGUUCACAGAACUCAAUGGAGAAAGGCUUAUAUUGCUGUGGCCUUAACUGCAAUUUUUUUUUUUUUGUUAACUUCAAAGCCUAUGAGGUGCUCCUAUGAAAUGAAAUGAAAUGUCAAGCGAGUGGAAAGUGGGGGGGGGUGGCAGUGUGUUUACUGGGCGAUAUUGCUACACGAAGCAGGGGGGAGAGGGAGAAGGAAACAAGUUUCGGCUGGGGAAAGGGGGCACUCUUACGCUUUCAAGCACUCCAUUAACUUAAUAUAUAAAUUAUUGGCUGCUUUGUGGUUUUACAUUCAGAACAAUCACGCAGCAUGUUUCAUAAUUUUUUUUAAUUUUUUUUUGCCAUUUAAAAGAUUUUAAUUUAUAUAAUUGAAUAUAUA
Messenger RNA from Polyodon spathula (Mississippi paddlefish), 8975 nucleotides. Its product is annotated as unconventional myosin-IXAa-like. Lineage: Eukaryota; Metazoa; Chordata; Actinopteri; Acipenseriformes; Polyodontidae. The record is from RefSeq and is a predicted model, not a curated record. Gene Ontology annotation, molecular function: protein binding; microfilament motor activity; ATP binding. Gene Ontology annotation, cellular component: myosin complex. Gene Ontology annotation, biological process: intracellular signal transduction; positive regulation of GTPase activity.